Molecule: messenger RNA, 1853 nt
Organism: Vitis riparia (riverbank grape)
Lineage: Eukaryota; Viridiplantae; Streptophyta; Magnoliopsida; Vitales; Vitaceae
Product: elongation factor 1-alpha
Exons: 3
Coding region: 135-1478 (447 amino acids)
Biological process (GO): translation; translational elongation
Molecular function (GO): GTPase activity; translation elongation factor activity; GTP binding
Source: RefSeq, a predicted model, not a curated record
UUUAAAGCAAGAGUGACCUCCCGCAAGCUCAGCCUCUCUCAUUUGGCAUUCUCUCUCCCUCUGCUUGAAGGCGAGAGAGAUUUUCUCUUCUUCUAUCUGCUUCUAGAUUUCAGUUUUUCUGCUAAAAAUUCAUAAUGGGUAAGGAGAAGGUUCACAUCAACAUUGUCGUCAUUGGCCAUGUCGACUCUGGCAAGUCGACCACCACUGGUCACUUGAUCUACAAGCUUGGAGGUAUUGACAAGCGUGUUAUCGAGAGGUUUGAAAAGGAGGCAGCUGAAAUGAACAAGCGGUCCUUCAAGUAUGCCUGGGUGUUGGACAAACUGAAGGCUGAGCGUGAACGUGGUAUCACCAUUGAUAUUGCCUUGUGGAAGUUUGAGACCACCAGGUACUACUGCACUGUUAUUGAUGCUCCUGGUCAUCGGGACUUCAUCAAGAACAUGAUUACUGGUACCUCACAGGCAGACUGUGCUGUUCUCAUUAUUGAUUCCACCACUGGUGGUUUUGAAGCCGGUAUCUCCAAGGAUGGACAAACCCGUGAGCAUGCACUGCUUGCUUUCACCCUUGGUGUGAAGCAGAUGAUUUGCUGCUGUAACAAGAUGGAUGCCACAACACCAAAGUACUCCAAGGCAAGGUACGAUGAAAUCGUGAAGGAAGUUUCUUCCUACCUGAAGAAGGUUGGAUACAACCCUGAUAAGAUUCCAUUUGUCCCCAUCUCUGGCUUUGAGGGCGACAAUAUGAUAGAGAGGUCUACCAACCUUGACUGGUACAAGGGCCCAACUCUUCUUGAGGCCCUGGACAUGAUCAAUGAGCCCAAGAGGCCCACAGACAAGCCACUGCGACUCCCUCUUCAGGAUGUGUACAAGAUUGGUGGGAUUGGAACUGUCCCAGUGGGACGUGUGGAGACUGGUGUCCUGAAGCCCGGUAUGGUGGUGACCUUUGGCCCCUCUGGACUGACAACUGAAGUGAAGUCUGUUGAGAUGCACCAUGAGUCUCUCCCAGAGGCUUUGCCUGGUGACAAUGUUGGCUUCAACGUGAAGAACGUUGCUGUGAAGGAUCUCAAGCGUGGGUUUGUUGCCUCCAACUCCAAGGAUGACCCUGCUAAGGAGGCAGCCAACUUCACCUCCCAGGUCAUCAUCAUGAACCACCCGGGUCAGAUCGGAAAUGGCUAUGCCCCUGUUCUGGACUGCCACACCUCCCACAUUGCUGUUAAGUUUGCUGAGAUACUGACCAAGAUUGACAGGCGAUCUGGCAAGGAGCUUGAGAAAGAGCCCAAGUUCUUGAAGAAUGGUGAUGCAGGGUUUGUUAAGAUGAUUCCCACCAAGCCCAUGGUGGUGGAGACUUUCUCCGAGUAUCCCCCACUUGGUCGUUUUGCUGUUCGUGACAUGCGUCAGACUGUUGCUGUUGGAGUCAUCAAGAGCGUGGAGAAGAAGGAUCCAUCUGGAGCCAAGGUCACCAAGUCUGCAGCAAAGAAGAAGUGAAAUGUGCCUUUGAGGAUAUUUAUCCUAGAUAGACUAGUUAUGUCUUUAAUUGGUGUUAUUUGUUUUCGAUUUUGUUUUGUUGAUUUUGGCAGUUUUGGGUACAGCUCUGGAGAUUUUCAUUUCAGUUCUCUAAUUUCACUUGCAAGGACGCAGACCUGGGUGCUUGAUAGAAGGUGGAAGCUAUAGCUGCCGUUUAUUGUUUUGGUCACUUUACAGUACUCAGAUGAGUUGCUUCAUUUGGUUGAUAAACAAUUUCAAUUUCUGUUUAUUGUCAGGAUCUUGGAUUUCGGUACAUUGCUUUUUAGCAUCAUUUUGUGUUUGGUAUGAAUUUAUCCUCCGUUUUAUCAGUAUUUAUUUAUAACUGCUUUCAGGUAA